AUGCCAUCUACACAGUCAGAUUAUUUAAGUGACUCUGAUGAUUACUACAAUAAAUGUGUCUACAUGUAUAUCCCAAUAUUAUUAGAUAGUGAAUCAAAUAUAUUUGACAAGAAAAUAGAUGGUAUCACAACAUUUAAAUGUGGAAAACAAAUUGAUUUAAUAAAAUCAAUAGAAUUAUAUUCAACAAAGCAGAUUCAAUUUGAUAUAGAAGAUGGUACACAUGAGAAUAGAUUUACUAUUUAUGGAAAGAAUCCUCAUUUAAGUAGAAUGGCAAAAACAUUAAAUGUCAAAACAAUAGAGGUUAUGUUAAAUAGAUUUACUCAAUACGAUUUUGUAAGAUGUCUAAAUGAAUAUAUAUACUCAGUAGAUAAACAAAAUGAGAACAAAGGAUAUAUCUACAAACUAUAUGAUAUUAGUAUUACUACUACUGAUAGUUCAUCGGAAAUAUUACCAAGUCCUACUAAAAUAUAUGAUAGAGGAACAUCUACAGAAGAAUUGAUUAGAGAUAUUGUACAAGACAGAAUGAUAAUAGAGAAGUAUUAUAUCAGUGUUGAAAUAUGA
Molecule: messenger RNA, 561 nt
Organism: Entamoeba nuttalli P19
Lineage: Eukaryota; Evosea; Mastigamoebida; Endamoebidae
Exons: 1
Coding region: 1-561 (186 amino acids)
Source: RefSeq, a predicted model, not a curated record